Selaginella moellendorffii is the source of this 1357-nucleotide messenger RNA. RefSeq names its product putative pre-16S rRNA nuclease. The record is from RefSeq and is a predicted model, not a curated record. Gene Ontology annotation, biological process: rRNA 5'-end processing. Lineage: Eukaryota; Viridiplantae; Streptophyta; Lycopodiopsida; Selaginellales; Selaginellaceae. Bases 177 to 902 code for a protein of 241 amino acids. The transcript is spliced from 6 exons.
UCUAGAUCCAAAAAGCCAACUUGUUCCUUCUUCGUCCACCUUGAGCGAGAAAGGGAAGAACAAGAUUAACAGAACCAUCUAACAAAAUUAGAGGUAUUGGUUCUGAGAUCCUAUGAAAUGUGUGUCGACAACAACUCUCCUUUUUCUAAGGCGCAGCCUUUUAGGGUUUCUUUGGGAUGUUUUCCCUCCUCUUUCCCUGGAGCAGCAGCAUUGGCACCGGCAAUGCGAGGUAUGUGCAUCGAUGUGGCUGUGCGGCCGAGAGCGCUAGCGAUGUAGCCUCCUCUUGUCCGGAGGAUUUGGUAGCGAGGAUUGCCGGCAUUUUGCCAAAUGCGAGGCUAAAGAAGUCGCUCGAAACGCGCAAGCUGAGACGAAGCGUGGGCAUCGAUUAUGGCCUGGAGAGGACGGGAAUCGCUGUGACCUUCUGUGGCUUGGCUCCUCGUCCUCUAUCGGUCAGCAAACUCAAGGGUGACAAUCUCAUCAAGAAGCUGCUGUCUGUUGCAAAGAAGGAGAAAGCUGAUGAAUUUAUAGUUGGAUUGCCGAGAUCAUGGGACGCUCAGGAAACUGAGCAAUCAAACAAGACACGCACUUUCGCGGGAAGGCUUGCACAGUAUAGUGCUGAAGAGGGUGUGAGAGUUUUCCUUCACGACGAAUACAUGACAUCAGAAGAUGCGCUGGAGUUUAUGAUCUACAGGGGCAGCACCAAGAAAUCACGAAGGCUCGAAGUAGAUGCAUAUGCAGCCGUGAUUAUUCUACAGACAUAUUUUCACAACGAUGGCCGCUUUGCGCAGCUGAUGGUCCCCAAACGUGGGGAGCUCCAAGAGAAACUUUGCUCCAAAUAUUACCAGAGGUUGUCUCAAAUUGAAGAAGACGAAGACGAAGAUGAAGACAACGAGGAACUGUAAAGAUUUGGUUAUUUUUGCCCCUAUGAGUUGUCUACGAGUUCAAUAGCUCCUAAGCUAUGACAGCACGCGCCGGAUACUUACAAGACUGUCUUAUUCUGUGAUUGGAAAUUAUCGCCAAGGUCUGUGUUUGAUUCCGGGUUUUACUUCGAAGUUAUCAUAUUUUGGACAGGCUUUAAGCGAAUUUGUCGGUCAGAGCUCUCUGUAAGAAAUUUGGCUUCCAUUUUUCAACUGAGACUCACUCCCAGCCAACAAAGACUGAUACAAGAGACCAAGAGAACUGGACAUAGCUGGCUAAUUUCCUCCCAGUAAUCAUCUUCUUCCAGCAGCUUAUCUUCCAGAGUCUACUCCAGUCGCUCUUAGUCUUCGCGAAAAAGCUUUGGCGACCGACGCCCUUGCAGCAACUCCCACUCGGCUCGCUCGUUUUGAAAUCAAUAAACAAACUCGCUUUUGCUACC